GACGGGUCACGGUCGAGGAAGACUUUUACUAACGCAACUCUCGCAAAUCACAUCGAAGACUCUCAAGAUGUCGUCGGGAAAAGUCAAGACUGCCCAGCUCUGGGGCAAGAACAAGGAGGAGUUGGCUAAGCAGCUCUCUGAGCUCAAGGCUGAACUCGGCCAGCUCCGCAUCCAGAAGGUUGCCUCUUCCGGCUCCAAGCUGAACAAGAUCCACGACCUGCGAAAGUCCAUCGCUCGUGUCUUGACCGUCACCAACGCCACUCAGCGCAACCAACUCCGCCUCUUCUACAAGAAGGCCAAGUACCUGCCUCUCGACCUCCGCCCCAAGCAGACCCGUGCCAUCCGCCGCCGAUUAUCACCUGAGGACAAGGCCCGUGUUCUGGAGAAGACCAAGAAGCGCAACACUCACUUCCCCCAGCGCAAGUUCGCCAUCAAGGCCUAAAUGUUUUAAUUUUGCUUUGGAAUGCGAAGGGACGUCAGGGUAGAAUGGGGCAUUGAGGCGCAGCAUGCUUUUUCCACUUGAACAAAAGGGUUCGAAUUGCAUCGCAUGGCUCAGGGGAAAUCCGGUCUGACUUGUACUUUAUUUCCCGGUUUGGGCCUCGGUCUGGGACGGGAGGCGUCCCGGAUGGGCUUGCUAGGUCGGCAGUCUAUACCAACAAAAAAAAAUGAGGUCACGAUCAAAAAUACUUGAGGCACAAGCGGUGUUCAGGCUCUAAUUCGACUGAUUUCGAAGAAUAUAUAUCCUUCGGUCCCGGUGAUGACGUGCCAAAACGUGAUGCUCUGUUAGCCUAAGUUUGUGAUGCUCACAGCAAUUCUUUGGUUCAAAAUGGAGUGCUUAAGUGU
Trichoderma virens Gv29-8 is the source of this 843-nucleotide messenger RNA. RefSeq lists its product as uncharacterized. Gene Ontology annotation, molecular function: structural constituent of ribosome; mRNA binding. Lineage: Eukaryota; Fungi; Ascomycota; Sordariomycetes; Hypocreales; Hypocreaceae. The record is from RefSeq and is a predicted model, not a curated record. Gene Ontology annotation, cellular component: ribosome; cytosolic large ribosomal subunit. The coding region runs from base 68 to 442 and encodes 124 amino acids. The transcript has 4 exons. Gene Ontology annotation, biological process: maturation of LSU-rRNA from tricistronic rRNA transcript (SSU-rRNA, 5.8S rRNA, LSU-rRNA); translation.